Propithecus coquereli (Coquerel's sifaka) is the source of this 3111-nucleotide messenger RNA. RefSeq names its product Rho GTPase activating protein 10 (gene ARHGAP10). The transcript is spliced from 22 exons. Bases 150 to 2492 code for a protein of 780 amino acids. Gene Ontology annotation, cellular component: cytoplasm. The record is from RefSeq and is a predicted model, not a curated record. Gene Ontology annotation, molecular function: protein binding; GTPase activator activity. Lineage: Eukaryota; Metazoa; Chordata; Mammalia; Primates; Indriidae. Gene Ontology annotation, biological process: signal transduction.
GCGGGGCAUGUCCGCGCCGCGCUCGCCGCGCGCCCCGCACUGCUAGCUCCUCCCGGGCUUCCUGCCCGCGCGGCACCUGGCUGCGGCCUCGGAGCCCCGCUCGGGCGGCAGCGCGCGGCCGUGAGCGCCGCGCCGGGACCGCUGCCGUCAUGGGGCUGCAGCCGCUGGAGUUCAGCGACUGCUACCUCGACAGCCCUUGGUUCCGGGAGAGGAUCCGCGCCCACGAAGCGGAACUCGAGAGGACCAACAAGUUCAUCAAAGAGCUCAUCAAGGACGGGAAGAACCUCAUCGCUGCGACCAAAAGUCUUUCAGCAGCCCAGAGGAAGUUUGCUCAUUCACUCAGAGACUUUAAAUUCGAGUUUAUCGGCGAUGCAGAAACUGAUGAUGAACGUUGCAUAGAUGCCUCCUUACGUGAAUUUUCAAAUUUUUUGAAGAAUCUGGAAGAACAGAGAGAAAUCAUGGCAUUAAGUGUAACUGAAACCCUGAUUAAACCCUUGGAAAAAUUCAGAAAAGAGCAACUUGGAGCUGUAAAGGAAGAAAAAAAGAAGUUUGACAAAGAGACAGAAAAGAAUUAUAGUGUAAUUGAUAAACAUUUGAAUUUAUCAGCGAAAAAGAAAGACUCACAUUUACAAGAGGCAGAUAUCCAAGUGGAACAAAACCGGCAACACUUUUAUGAACUGUCUCUCGAAUAUGUAUGUAAGCUUCAGGAAAUCCAAGAGAGAAAGAAGUUUGAGUUUGUGGAACCUAUGCUUUCAUUUUUUCAGGGGAUGUUUACUUUCUAUCAUCAGGGCCAUGAACUUGCCAAAGACUUCAAUCACUACAAAAUGGAACUACAGAUCAACAUUCAGAAUACACGGAAUCGAUUUGAAGGAACAAGGUCAGAAGUGGAAGAGCUUAUGAACAAAAUCAGACAGCAUCCCAAGGACCACAAACGAGCAAGUCAGUUUACAGCAGAAGGCUACCUGUAUGUGCAGGAAAAAAGGCCUGCUCCAUUCGGUUCCAGUUGGGUCAAACACUACUGCAUGUAUCGGAAAGCAGCCAAGAAGUUCAACAUGAUCCCAUUUGAGCACAGAUCUGGGGGGAAACUUGGGGAUGGAGAGGUGUUCUUUUUGAAAGAAUGUACCAAAAGGCAUACAGACUCCAUUGACAGAAGGUUUUGUUUUGACAUAGAAGCUGCUGACCGGCCCGGCGUUUCCUUGACUCUGCAGGCGUUUUCAGAAGAGGAAAGGAAGCAGUGGUUGGAAGCUCUGGGUGGAAAAGAAUCUGUAAGAACAAUCAGUGGUGCACAGUUGGAUAAGAUGGGAUUCACAAUUCUCAGAAAAUGCAUCAGCGCAGUUGAAACGCGAGGUAUAAAUGACCAAGGAUUGUACAGAGUUGUGGGGGUGAGUUCAAAGGUCCAGAGACUUCUGAGUAUGUUGAUGGAUGUAAAAACAUGCAAUGAGGUGGACCUGGAGAAUUCCAUCGAUUGGGAAGUGAAGACAAUAACAAGUGCCCUCAAACAGUAUUUGAGUGAAUUCAUACCUCGUACAGGGAAAGGGUUUGACGAGCAUGACUCAGUUAUUGGUGGGAAACUGAGGGUAAAAAUCCAACUCUUUGGCAAAAGCGGCAGCCCAGAAUCUCGUGUUAAUGCUAUCCAUUUCUUGGUACACAAGCUGCCAGAGAAAAAUAAAGAAAUGUUGGAUAUUUUGGUGAAACACUUAACAAAUGUUUCAAAUCACUCCAAGCAGAACCUAAUGACGGUGGCAAAUUUAGGAGUGGUGUUUGGACCGACUCUAAUGAGGCCACAGGAAGAAACGGUUGCUGCCAUCAUGGAUUUGAAGUUUCAGAAUAUUGUCGUGGAAAUCUUAAUUGAAAACCAUGAAAAGAUUUUUCGGACCCCGCCUGAUACCACAUUCCCUGAGCCCACCUGCUUAUCAGCAUCACCCCCAAAUGCUCCACCAAGGCAAUCAAAGAGACAAGGCCAGAGGACGAAGAGACCCGUGGCUGUCUAUAAUCUUUGUCUUGAGCUGGAAGAUGGUGACAGUUCCAACCCUCCUAAGGAGGACACCCCUACCAGCAGUGCGGACUCACUGUCCUCCCCAUCGCCCACGACUGCAGCUGUGCAUGGGCCUCCCGGACCAGACAAAAAUCACCUUCUGGCAGACGGAGGGAGCUCUGGGGACUGGGCAUCCCCCAUCCCAAGUCAGACCCGGUCACCUAUGGUCCAGUGGCUUAACCCGCAGUCUCCGACCACGCCAAGCUCUGACCCAGCUGUUACGCCUCCUUUCCCCCUCUAUCCUCCUGCCUCCGUGGUGGACAAGCCUCCUGAAAGCGUGAGCAAUCGGAAGGCGCGCGCAGUGUACCCAUGCGAAGCAGAACACAGCUCGGAAUUGUCUUUUGAAAUAGGAGCAAUUUUUGAGGAUGUGCAAACCUCGAGGGAACCUGGCUGGCUAGAAGGGACUCUGAACGGCAAGAGGGGGCUGAUUCCACAGAACUACGUCAAGCUGCUGUAGCCCGGGCCUUUGGGAGCCCUGCUGACCCUGGUACCCAAGGACCUGCCUGGGUGCGGUGAGCUGCCUUCCUCCUCCAGGGCUGGACCCCAGCCCACCCACUUCCGCUCUCGGGAAUUACGAAUCGUGAUCAGCACUGGGGGUGGGGGGACGGGACGCAACGCACAGAACCACGUAGAUUUGUGCAUCAGGCGAAGAACAUCGGGAUUAGCAGAAUGGACUCUUCAUUUGUCAAGCAUCAGGACUUGUGAUUUUUAAUUAAGCAGCCUAUAGAAUGAGAGGGAGGGCAGCCUGCUGCCACACCCACCGGCAGUCACACCGCCAAACCUCCCGAAAUCCCUCUCCUCCCCGCUCCCGAGCACCUGCUGCUGAGAUGUAAAGGGAACUGUGCUUCCUCGCCCUGUUACGUUUGCAGGGUGCACGCUUGGCUCUGGCUGCCGGUGCCAGGGGAAUGGUCUCUACCCAGAGGGAAGCAGGGAUGCUCUCUGCAAGCCUGUUCCUUCCUAGACGGCCGCCCUGGGGACCCCACGCACACGUGCCCAGACGGAGCACACCAGCCCAGCGCAUUUAUAACGGGCCUCUCGUUGGUGCUCCUCACCUGUGUGCUGUUUUCCAAACACCA